CGCGCCGCCACCGGCGGCCGCAGCUCCGGCCGCCCCGCACAAGUUCCCCGCGGUGGCCGGGCCGGGGCGGCGGGAGCCGGACUGGUCUCCCUCCCCAGCGCCCGCGUCGGGUCCCGCCGGCAGCCUCUGCCUUCCGGGCCGGGACAGCCGCCUCCCGCGGGAGGCACAAAGCCGGAGCCGCCGCUGCCCGGGCGGCCGCCAGCAGGAAUCCCUUGAAGCUCGCCCCGGGAAUGGACAGCUAUCUCCAUUUCUGGAGGAGAGUGGUACCAAUUGAAGAAGCCUUUGAGGCAAGUCGACAAGUGUGCUGAUAACUCUCAGAAGAGUACAGGGAAGGGGUGACCUUCCAGGCCAACAGCCAUGCCUUUCGGGCUGAAACUGCGACGACGGACCAGAUGCUACAACGUCUUGAGCAAGAACUGCUUUGUGACAAGGAUCCGUCUGCUGGACAGCAAUGUGAUCGAGUGCACCCUCUCCGUGGAGAGCACUGGGCAGGAGUGCUUGGAAGCUGUUGCUCAGAGGCUGGAAUUACGUGAGACUCACUACUUUGGCCUUUGGUUUCUCAGCAAGAACCAGCAAGAUCGCUGGGUUGAACUGGAAAAGCCUCUGAAGAAGCAGCUGGACAAAUUUGCCAAUGAGCCCUUGCUUUUCUUUGGGGUAAUGUUCUAUGUGCCCAGUGUUUCCCGGCUGCAGCAGGAGGUAACAAGAUACCAGUAUUACCUACAAGUGAAAAAGGAUGUUCUUGAUGGCCGAUUAAUUUCUUCAUUUGAGCAGGGAAUUCGACUGGCUGGCUUGGCAGUGCAAGCGGAUUUUGGAGAUUAUAAUCAGUUUGAAUCUCAUGACUUCCUCCGAGAAUAUGUGUUGUUUCCUAUGGAUUGGAACCAGGAUGAAGCUGUCUUGGAAGAGCUGACUCAAAAGGUUGCUCAGGAGCACCGGACUCACAGUGGCAUUACAGCAGCAGAGGCUGAGUUAAUGUACAUCAAUGAAGUGGAACGUCUGGAUGGGUUUGGACAGGAAAUUUUCCCUGUGAAGGAUAAUCAUGGAAAUGACAUACACCUUGGUAUUUUCUUCAUGGGAAUCUUCAUAAAAAACAGAACUGGCAGGACAACUGUGAUUUAUAGGUGGAAUGACAUUGGGAAUAUAUCACAUAACAAGUCUUCGAUUGUUCUAGAGUUGAUCAACAAAGAAGAGAAUGUGCUCUUUCACACGGACGAUCUUGAAAAUGCCAAAUAUAUUUCACGCCUGUUUGCAUCAAGACACAAGUUUUACAAACAGAACAAAAUCUGCACAGAACAAUCAAGUUCUCCUCCCCCUAUCCGACGACGGCCCACCUGGAGUAGGUCAUCUUUGCCAAGACAACAUCCUUUUAUACUGCCUCCUAUGCAUGUCCAGUGUGGAGAACACUACACUGAAACACAUAAUUCACAAGAUAGCAUUUUUCAUGGAAAUGAAGAAACCUUCUACUGUAGGUCUCAGACCAGUUUGGAUAGGUGUCCAAUGGACUUCAGCUACUUGAAUGGUAAUGGACCCAAUGGGAGUGUAUGCAGUGCCCACAGCAUGAACUCCCUCAAUCGCUCACAGAACUUCAUCCAGGCGUCUCCAAUGUCCUCAAAUCUGAGCAUCCCUGGAAGUGAUAUCAUGAGAGCAGACUAUAUCCCCAGCCACAGACAUAGUGCAAUCAUAGUACCAUCUUACCGACCAACUCCAGACUAUGAAACCGUCAUGAGGCAAAUGAAGAGGGGAGUGAUCCAGAUGGAUAGCCAAAGUCAGUCUUUGAGGAAUCUCAAUAUUGGAAACACACAUGCUUAUAACCAGCCAGAAGACCUAGUUUACAGUCAGCCUGAGAUUCGAGAGAGACAUCCUUACACAAUUGCAUACGGGCCCCAGGGUGGUGGCUAUAACAAGCCUGUUGCCCCCUCUGAACAAAUGAACCCUAAUAAUGCUGCUCAAAAUAAAGCAGCAGCCAGUGCCAUAUCCCACACUGUCAGCACCCCAGAACUGGCCAACAUGCAGCUGCAGAGCAGCCAGAGUUACAACACCGCUCACAUGUUAAAGAACUAUCUCUUCAGACCCCCACCUCCGUACCCGCGCCCACGUCCUGCUACGAGCACACCGGACCUGGCAAGCCACCGGCACAAGUAUGUCAGCGGGAGCAGCCCUGACCUGGUCACUCGUAAAGUCCAGCUCUCAGUAAAAACCUUCCAAGAGGACAGCUCGCCGGUUGUCCGCCAGUCGCUGCAGGAGGUCAGCGAGCCCCUCAUGGCGGUGAAGCACCAUGCAGCGGUGAACAAGCGCCACAGUUUGGAGGUCAUCAGCAACAUGGUGCGUGGUAUAGAAGCCAUGGCGCUAAAAACUUUAAACGCCCCUCUGCCACGCAGGAACACUUUGCGGGAGCAGGUGCAGCCAGAAGAAUCGGUUCAGAUGGGGCACGAAGUUCAGCAAGUUCCUCAUUAUCAUCACAAAAAGACAUUUUCUGAUGCCACGAUGCUGAUACACAGCAGUGAAAGUGAAGACGAAGAAGAAACCCAAGAAUCUGUGUCACAGAUAACAGCCCUUCAUGAGAACAUGGAGUACAGUGCUCAGCUGCAAGCUGCCUUGGCUAGAAUACCAAAUAAACCUCCUCCGGAGUAUCCUGGGCCUCGUAAAAGUGUCAGCAAUGGAGCCCUGAGGCAGGACCACGUUAGCAUUUCUGUGGCUGUAGCCAGGGCCAAGGCCAUGAGGCCGGGGCCUUCCAAAGCCAUCAGUGUGUCUCGAACUGAUCAAGUGGCAAUAAAUGGGUCGUCACUUGGGCCCUCUAUCUCAGAGCCGGACCUCACCAGUGUGAAGGAGCGGGUCAAGAAAGAACCAGUCAAGGAAAGGCCUGUGUCUGAAAUGUUUUCUAUUGAGGACAGCAUUAUAGAAAGAGAAAUCAUGAUGAGGAAUCUAGAAAAGCAGAAGAUGGCAGGCCUGGAGGCCCAGAAGAGGCCCUUGAUGUUGGCAGCACUGAACGGACUCUCAGUUGCUAGGGUUCCAGUGCCGGAGGACAGCCAGGAUGAAGUCGCCAAGGUGCCAAUGGAUGAGAGGUGCAAAAUCUUGAGAAGGAAGUUGGAAGAGGGCAUGGUGUUUACAGAAUAUGAGCAGAUUCCAAAGAAGAAGGCAGAUGGGAUCUUCACCACUGCUGCCUUGCCUGAAAACACUGAGCGCAAUCGCAUCAGGGAGGUCGUUCCUUACGAGGAGAACCGAGUAGAGCUGGUGCCGACCAAAGAAAAUAAUACAGGCUACAUCAAUGCUUCACACAUAAAGGUUACUGUAGGUGGAGAGGAAUGGCACUACAUUGCUACCCAAGGACCUCUGCCACACACAUGCCAUGACUUCUGGCAGAUGGUGUGGGAACAGGGAGUGAAUGUUAUAGCCAUGGUCACAGCUGAAGAGGAGGGAGGAAGAAGUAAGAGCCAUCGUUAUUGGCCUAAACUGGGCUCUAAGCACAGCUCAGCCACUUAUGGGAAGUUCAAGGUGACAACAAAGUUCCGCACAGACUCUGGCUGCUUUGCAACUACUGGUCUGAAGGUCAAGCAUCUUCUCUCUGGACAAGAGAGGACAGUGUGGCAUUUGCAGUAUACUGACUGGCCAGACCAUGGGUGUCCAGAAGAAGUCCAAGGCUUUUUAUCUUACUUGGAGGAGAUACAGUCGGUGCGUCGCCACACCAACAGCGUGCUGGACAGCAGCAACACCUGCAACCCUCCCAUUGUGGUUCACUGCAGCGCAGGGGUAGGAAGGACUGGAGUGGUUAUCCUAACAGAACUGAUGAUUGGGUGCUUGGAGCAUAAUGAAAAAAUGGACGUUCCUGUGAUGCUGAGACACCUGCGGGAGCAGAGAGUGUUUAUGAUCCAGACCAUAGCCCAGUACAAAUUUGUUUAUCAAGUGCUCAUACAAUUCCUGCAAAACUCUAGACUUAUUUAAUCUUUUCAAACAUCCCAGACCCAGCUUUGUGGAUCUGACUGAACCUUACUGAUGUGCAAGGAGAACUGCCUUGACAACACUGUGUGCAUAUAUUGCACUUUUUAAAGUUGUCUUGAAAGUAAGGAAUUAUUGUUCUUUACUAGUCUCCCGUGGAUUAUUUUAUACAAGAUAUAAUUUAUUUUUCUUGGAAUAACUUUUGAAUUACUUUAAUAACUCGUAAAUCUUAUAGUGACCUUCAAAGUGAACCACAUUUGACAUGACUGGUCUGCACUGUAACGUGCCCAUAAAGGAGAGCAAUCCUUUGUAAAGGUAGUUUACUAGCUUUAAUUUUGCUACACAGCUUCUGAAAUGAACAGUUAUUUGGCAGUGGGCUUUUUUCUCACGUGAGGACGUUCUGGACGGAGGUACGUGGCUUCCGUGGCAAAAACAAGACCUGCUGGAUGUCAGCUACAGCUCUGUGUGAGUGGAAGCUGAGGGUACACAGCACUGAGACCUGAACUUCUGCACGUGCAGGCGGGCACAUUACAGAGGGCUCAAACACAGGACAUUGUGAGGACAGAGAAUUUUGUGUGCUAAACUGUUCAAAUUCCACAAGAAUUACAGUUUGAAAAAAUCAAUAUUGGAUCUUUUAAACGAGGCCUUUGCUGCUGUGUGCAGCCCUUGAAGGGAUUCAUAAGAAGCAGUGUAGGGUGAAGUGCAUUGACCCACAACAGGCUGAAGUCAGUGAGUGAGUUUUUUCAGUAAUUGUGGUGGACUGAGUUGAACAGCAUAGGAUUUUCAACCAAAUGCAUCUGAAAAAAAUCAAAUCAAGCACCUUCUCAUGGAUUACACUGAAAUUAUUAUUGCCUUGAGGCUCACCUCCUGUAGAAAAGGAAUCUCAUUUAAAUUAGGCAUCCCUGGUUGCCUUAGUUUUCAUGUGUGAACUAUCAUCUGAUGGCUAGAGAAGGGAUGAGGCUGGAGAGGAGCCUGGGAUGUCUCUGGUCCCAGCCCUGUUCACCCUACUGCUAACUUUAAACUUGGAUAGGCUUGCCCAGGGUCACGUCUAGUUUCAGAAUUUUCAAGGGUGAAGAUUUCAUAGCCUCUCAGGGCACGUGAUGCAAUGCAGUUACUCUGUCAUGGUGAAAUUACCUUUCUUGGUAUCCCUUUCCCAGAUAAUUUUAAAUAUUUUAGUCCUAUUGUUGCUUUUCUGUUACAUCCCCUCCUCCAAACCAUGGUCAGUGUACAAGAUCUAAGCCUACAAGCACUCUGAAUUUCAGCACUAAAGGGACUAAAAUCAGUGGGAGCUUAAGCUCAGGUUCUGUACUAGAAUGUUUCUUAAAUUGCUUAAAACUGCACUGUGUUGGUUUGGAUCUCUGCAAUACAACCUAACAAGGUGACAAAGAUUCCAGUGAAGAUUUCUAGCUACCAAUAAAUGGAGAUGAGUUAUUUUUCUGUAAUACCUUGACCACGUUCUUUUUAGGGAUCAGUUGAGUUUUCAGUCAACUUCAGUUUUCCUCUAAUUUCUUCUGCCACUGCCAACAUAUCUCGUUAAAUUAGCAGCAACCAUUUAAAGUCUUUUCAGCAGCAUCUGCAUGAUAAUUGCACAGAGAUGCUUUAUAUCUGGGAAAAAAGCCAAGGAAUAAACCUUGAAGCAAAGUGUAUUAAAUUAGUUAUCUCGUUAUAACUUUUUGAAUAAUUUCCUAAUGAUGAAUUAAGUUUGAACUCAGAGCUGUCAAGUCCCAUUGCUCCACUUGGAUAUGAGAAGUAGAAAAUCAGGAGGGAAAAGAAUCUGUUCCUAUGUCUUAUUAUUCAGCUGCUCUUGGCUGAAAUGUGUACUUCUGCUUCUACAGUGAGCACAGGAAAGUUACUGCAUAAGAGAGUAUGAAGAGCUGUGUUUGAAGGGAAGAAAAUUAAGUAAAUGUUUUUAAUGCAAAGAUGCAUCAUAGUUGUCUUAGAAAAAUAUUAAUUAGAAAAAGGCACCAAAAAUCCUUUCCAAAUUAAUUCAGCGCCUAUUAAUGAGCCAAAUAAAUGGCCAUGUAGUAUACAGUCAUUUCUAAUUAAUCCGUAAUGUGGCUGGUACGGUAGAUAGAAGUCAAUGUGACUCACUUUUUCCCUUUCAUUGUCAAAGAAUGGUAAUUUUAAACUUUUCCUUUCAUCUGACUUCAAUGUAUUUUUCCCUGCUAGAUUUUAUCUUGAGUAGAUCUGCUAAUAUCAUAAGUGAAUUGGGCUGGUGCAUGUCUUCAGAGGUUCCUUUCCACCCCAGCUUGCAACUGACCCUCAGCAUGCCGAUGUUUUAUGGUUGAAAUGUGACACAGUUCUGUAAGGGAAAAACUGAACCUUCUGACUUUGAACCUGCUGUAGUUUUAUCAGGCCGAAAUUGCUUGGGCAGUAUUUCCUAACCUUUAGGGAGUGACAGGAAAAUGCAUUUUGCAUCCAAUUUUGUUAGUCACAGCAGGAAUGAACACAUGAGACUUAAAGCAACAGUGCUAUUUAGUUUCUGUCCCACAGACUUUUAACAGCACAGUCCUUAAGGAGAAAAGGACAGUUUGGAGUUGCUGUAUGUUGUGUUGCUUGUUUUUUUAACAUCAAAGCAUGACAAUGUUUGAAACCAGUUUCAUCCAUGGAGUAAAGUCUAGACUAAAAAUCUCACAAAGAUGCUUCAAUGAAUGGAACAAGUUUAACAUAAGCUGUCUUCUCCCAGGGCACCCACAUUGCAGUGUGGCAUGUUUAGCCUAUGUUCCCUCAUGCUUUCUGAGACAGAACUUGCAGUGGAUAAGUCUGGCUUGGGAAUCCAUUGUGUCUGUUUUCCUUUUUUAUGCACUCUUCAUGUGUAUUUAACACGCUUUGCUUUUUUUCUUUAAAUUGUUACCAAUGAUAGUAUUGAGGUGCUGGCAUCAAUUUUUUGGUUAAGGUCCAAGAUUUCAUGCCUACCAUUGUUCAAUCAGGGAUGGGAGAGAUGACAGCUGAGUUUGGACACUGCUCAGUGCUGGUGGGUAUCCUGGAUGGUGGACAUUAACAGCUGAGGUCCUACUUGUUCCAGAUCCUACUAAGGCCUGUUUUGGCACCUCUUGUCCUUGACUACCUGAGAAAAGAUGAAGCUCGUUCCCACAAAAAUUUUCCUUUAUAGUUAUACAGAAACCCUAAAUGCUCAGCCUCAUCAGAAAUACCUUUUCCCUAAAUGAAUUUCAUCUGGCAGGACACACAUCUGUGAGAACUUAUUCAACCUGUUGCUAACAGUCCUUGAAAUAUAUUGAAGGACAUUUCUGUUCCACUUAUGGAAAUCAGCUGCCUCAGCUACAAAUAUUAUUAAAUAUUUGCAUGAUUUCAAAAGUCUUUUUUUUUCUUUUUAAAUUACUUCCAUGUAAACAAACAGAAAUGCAAAUGGCAAAACACAGACUUACUCGUUCUCUUCCAACUUAAGUGCUUCAAUACUUAUGCUCAUUGUAAGCCAAAACAUUAUUUUUUUGAUCCAACAUCUGCUUUGUCCGUGUAGUCCACAAGCAGCUCUGAAAUAAAUGCUGAUGAAAAUCUUGUACUUGGAUAUAGCAAAAAUCUAUAGGAAAAAUUCAGCAGCUACUGAUGAUGCUGCAUUCUCAACAGCUGACUUCCCACCGGUCUCCUGGGAGGAGAUGAUGACUGAAUUAGCUGUUGUCAGCCUUGCUAGCAGUUUGUGAUCUGCAGCUCUCAUGCAUCACUGAGGGAGGUCUGAGUCAAAUCUUGCUGCUUGUCUUUGUGGGAAAAAAAAUGCUAGGGCAGCACCUACUGCAGGAAAUAAAGGCUGCAUCAUAUUGCAGGAGCAAAUACCUGAACUGACUGUGAAAGGAGGAACUGCAUGAAAACAGCAUUUGACCACUGUUCUACAAAAAUGAAUAUAAAUCUGCUGAUACAUACGUAAAGUCAUAAGGAGUUUGGGGAUGGGGUUUUAUGCCAGUAAGAGAGAGGUUUGCUUGUAGAAUCUGGCGCUAUGGGAACUACAGAUGCCAUAUGAGUCUUUAGAGAGGAGGACACUAUACAUGCAGCUGUUUGCAGGGAUUGUGAUUUGAGGAAGGGAACAACUGGCUGCUUGGGCUGUGGGGCAAAUAACAGAAGAUGGAGGUAUUAAACGUAAAUAAACUAUUGUUAGAUUGUGAAACAAAACAUUGCAUAGGUCAAAAAUAGCAGUGUUUAUAUAAAUAUUUAAAGUAAAUAGAUUUUUGUCAGUGUUUUUAGAGUAUCUUAGAUUACAGUUCUAUUGGUUCCUCUGAGCUAUUUUUUGGUUGGCAUUUCUUUGAAGUUUUGUUGCCUCUGCUUUAUGUGCGCCCUCACUGAGAGUUUCCCACAUGUACACCAGGACUUUGCCUUUGGAGAGUGAACUGGAAAUCAUGAUAAAUAGUAGCUUCCACUGGAGAAUCCCAGAACUAUUUAACAGCAAGGGAAGGACUAAUACUGCAACUGAUCCCUGAACUAGAGUGCUUAACAGUUUUACUCUUCCAAAUCACCUGAGUAAGGACUCAGUGGUUGGACACUCAGCUCCAGGCAUUUCAGGGGUAGUGUUCCCUGAUUAUGCAGGCAGCAUAAAAGAGGAAAGCUUUCCACAAACUAUAUCCAUGUCAGGUUCAAGGGCACACCCUGACUUAGACAGGGGCUGGUAGUAGACACUUAAGAAGAAAUAUGAACAUGUCCAGAAAAGGGUGCUCAGCCCCUCUAGUACACCUGGCAGCCAGUCCUUGAGGGGCUUCCUGAGGCCAAAGUUGUAUUCCAUUUACUGUAUUUAGUAAAUCUACUGAUAGAUCCAUCUUCAAUAAAUCACAUUACCUUUUCUUUAGAAGCCAUUUAUUCCUCUGGCUUUCACAAUGUCCUGUGUUGGUGAGUUCCAUAGCUUAAUUAUAGAUUUAAUAUAUAAGAACUUCUUUUUUGUGUAUGUUAAAUAAAAGUAUUUUCUUGCUUCUACUUGGUCUUUAAAAGAAGGCAAAUCUUUAGUGCCAGAAACACCGUCAAUAGGAUGUUUAUCCUGUUGCAGUUGCUCCAUAUGGAAAACACAUUUUCCUCACUAGUAAAGUACCCUUCUUUGAUUAUUUUACAAAGGAAAAAAGUUUACACAUGCAGAUGACUGUAAUAUUCCCAUAUGUAAUUGUGUGGAACAUGUUACAUGAAAUAACAUGUUUAAGUUUUAUGUCACUGGAUUUUCCUGUCCUGUUUUACUUCAGUAUUUUGAUGCUUCCUGUUUCAUUUGUUCCGUAAUUCUGUUCAUGACAGUUUAGCACAAAACAGUGAUCUGGAUCUCACCACCUCAUUGUACGUACACAUUUUGUAGAGAAAUGAGACAUCAGUUUUAUGCCCUCCCUGCCCCCUGCUCCCUCCUGUUAGGGCUGAAUGGCAGAGCUAUUCUAUGCUAUUGAAAGCCUUAAAAAAAAAUCUAUGCAUGCUAUUUUUUAAUAUUCUAAUGUAUUAUUCAUAUCAGUACAUAAGCUUAUGCUUGUCAGUUUUAUCUUCUGUAUAGAACUGAUUACUUUUGACAGUAUUUUUGCACUGUUUCUUUUCUUUCUCUUUUUAUAAUAAAAAGUUCUAUUCAGCAUUAA
This is a messenger RNA of Pipra filicauda (Wire-tailed manakin), 9473 nucleotides long. RefSeq names its product protein tyrosine phosphatase non-receptor type 14 (gene PTPN14). Gene Ontology annotation, molecular function: protein tyrosine phosphatase activity. Gene Ontology annotation, cellular component: cytoskeleton. The transcript is spliced from 19 exons. Lineage: Eukaryota; Metazoa; Chordata; Aves; Passeriformes; Pipridae. The record is from RefSeq and is a predicted model, not a curated record. The coding region runs from base 358 to 3936 and encodes 1192 amino acids. Gene Ontology annotation, biological process: protein dephosphorylation; lymphangiogenesis.